Messenger RNA from Hippoglossus stenolepis (Pacific halibut), 2526 nucleotides. It is a transcript of the gene ncoa4, whose product is annotated as nuclear receptor coactivator 4. The coding region runs from base 131 to 1909 and encodes 592 amino acids. Lineage: Eukaryota; Metazoa; Chordata; Actinopteri; Pleuronectiformes; Pleuronectidae. The transcript is spliced from 12 exons. Gene Ontology annotation, molecular function: transcription coactivator activity. Gene Ontology annotation, biological process: response to hormone; intracellular iron ion homeostasis. The record is from RefSeq and is a predicted model, not a curated record.
UCUCGCGAUAGUUCCUCCGGGUCUGGUCUCCUGACGUGUCCGGUCGGAACGACAGAGCCGUCGCGGCCACAAACACCGACAUUUACCGGAGAUUGUCUUUAACGUGUCUCAGCAAUAACGAGGAGUUUUGAUGACGUCGAGAGAGAGCAGAGGAGCCCGGAUGUCGUCAGCGGAGGCGGCAGCAGGUGGACUGAAGCAGUGCUGGCAGGCCCAGGGUCAGCUGGAGGACGCCAUCAACAGCGUGUUGAAGGCAGAGCAGCAGCUGAGAGAAAAUGUUCGAGAGGUGCGUGCCGAGCUGCAGAGCUGUGUGAGUCGUCAGCAGGAGGCGCUGCGCUGCAGAGAGGUUUGGCUGCUCGAUCAGAUCGAGCUGCUCGAACAAGUCAAGACGGAAACCCUCCAACAACAGUUGCACCAACUGCACCAGCUCAGAGGUCAGUUUGAUAUCAUCACUCAUCAGCUGCAGAACAACGACCUGAGCAACCAGCUGACCAGUUGCAUUGAGAAGUUGUCGUCUCUCAGUCUGACUCCAGAGGAAACACCUGACGUGAGUUUCCAUGCCGACACUCGCUCUCUGAGGAAUGCCAUCACCUCGUUUGGCAGCAUCACUGCACAGCUUGUGGAGGGUGUGUCCUCCCAGAGCCCCGCCCCCCAGAGAGUUCAGGUGCAGAAUUACCCAAUCACAGCAAAGAAGCAGAUGUUAGAGCUGCUCAUUGUGGGAGCUGCUGGUAUCAUUUUUAGGGUCUCAACCUUCCCUACAUCUGAGGUCGGAGCUCUGGGAGACUGGCUGCUGGGAAGUCGUCCAACCAGUAACUCUCCUAUUGGUUCCCUGUCCAGCAAGAACCCUCAGGAUUGGCUGAUGUCACUCAAGGAGAACAAGACUUCCUGUCCCACCCUGUCCUCUGUGGACUUCCUAGAGGCCUGGGGUCAGCUCAGAGACCUGGAGGCGUGGCUUCUGCAGGACCAGGCGCCUGUCAGCAGAGGGCGGGCAAUCAGCAGCUGCAGCUCCUCCUUCUCCAUAGAAAAAAUUGACGAAUCAGAAUUCACCAUCAACCCCGAUGAGGAGGAGCUGAGCGACUGGCUUAUCACCCCACCCACUGAUGCGAUGGAGACCAUGUCAAACGCCGAGCAGUGGCGGCAGGUGUUGAAGCCUUUUAAUGACGGCUGGUCCUCUUCCGAUUGGCUGGCAGGGUCGAGCCGCCCGGCUGCCGACUGCUCCUCCUGCUGUCAGACCACCAGGGCAGUGGAGAUCGAGAACCUGGGUCAGCUAAAGUGCCUGAAGACCCCGCCCCCCUCAAGCCCCGCCUCCACACACACCCCUGUCACCCCACCGGCAGCAGUCCUAGAGGCGUGGCUGCAGCAGGCGGUGCCGGUGCAGCAGACCUGCAGGGCCAACGAGGUCUGCUCUGCCUACUCUGACUGCGUCUGUGAGGAGAACUGUGGAAGAGAAGCUCUGACCAUGUGGCUGCUGCAGCAGGACGGACGAGACAAGAACGGUGUCCCGGUGGCCAAGGACGCCCCGCCCACCACAAAGAACCCCCCGUCUGCUGUGAAGAACACCCCGCCGGCCCUUUACAACAGAGAACAGAAGGUGCACGCCAUCCUAGAUGCCUGGCUGCACCCCUCCUCCCCCUGCUCCCGCCUACUGCCCCUCACCGCCCCGCUCUCUGAUUGGCUGGUUCCUGAUGAGGAGAAGGCCACAAGGGAGGAGGACAGCUCCGUCUUCAAGCCAGCCUCCCCCUCCCCCUCCCGAUCCCUGCCGUGGUCAGGAGGUCGUCAUGAUGACAAGUGGCUGUUGAAGAAGAGUCAGGCUCAGGAGCGUCUGCUGUCACCUGUCUGUGACCUGUUCUCCUGCAUGAACGUGGGCGGAGACAAAGACAAAUGGCUGCAGGAGUCACCUGUCCAGAUGUGACAUUGACGUUUCUUCUUCUUGCUUUAUUGCUGAUCAACGCACACGAUCAUAACAGACUAACCAUCGCCGCCUUCGUCCUGUGACAUCACCACGCUUAGCCACCACCCUCCUCCAAUCAGGAUCAGUCUUCAUCUGACGGAACCUGUGAUGUGUUUAGAAACUGAGAAACAGAGACUAAGAUAGUUUGUUUUUUAACUGUUCAAUGAAUUUCCUGCUUUGAGCCAUUAAACGAUCAGUGUAUUGAUCAGUUAUUGAUCAAGUUCAUACAGGAAACAGAUGAUCCUGGCAGCAGGAGGGGCGGGGUUUAUUUGAAUUAUUCUGGUUUAAACAGCUGUUCUAUGUUUUUAUUGUUUUAUCCUGUGAUGCACAUCUUGUCUGAUUUUAGUUUCCAUGACGACACCUGGUCUUUGAGUUUCAUCACUCCAGGCGCAGCGACUGAUUGGUGGAGCUCAUCCUGUGUCGUGAGCCACCUGACAGAUCUACAGAAUUAAGGAGAAACAGCUGCAUUUCCCAGAAUACCUUGUGUGGAGGACAUCUGUCAGCUGACAGCUCGCAUGACCCUGAUUGGUGCUUUUUAUUGCUAUGAUUCGCUACAGAAAUAAAAGAUGAUGACAUCA